UAUUUCGGAGCCAACAUGUGCGGAGGUCACGCGCGAUUGGCUGACGGGACGCGCGCGAUCGGGAAGAACGCGAUGCGAUUGGCUGGUGGCUCAACCAACGGUGUGGCGGGACGCGGGACCGGUCCCCGGUUCCUGGUCCCAAGGCCUGGUCCAGGCGUCAUGGAGCCCUCUCUGUACACCGUAAAAGCCAUCAUAAUCCUGGACAAUGAUGGGGAGCGACUCUACGCGAAGUACUAUGAUGACACAUACCCAUCGGUGAAGGAGCAGAAGACAUUUGAGAAAAACAUUUUUAACAAAACACACCGCACUGACAGCGAGAUAGCGCUGCUCGAGGGCCUCACCGUCGUCUACAAGAGCAGCGUCGACCUCUACUUCUACGUCAUCGGGAGCCCCCAGGAGAACGAGCUGAUGCUCAUGACUGUCCUCAGCUGCUUGGUGGAGUCUCUGGGACAUAUGUUCAGGAAAAAUGUCGAGAAGCGAGCUCUGAUGGAAAACAUGGAUGCUGUUUUCUUGGCGGUGGAUGAAAUCGUUGAUGGCGGGGUGGUUCUGGAGAGUGACCCCCUUCAGGUCAUGCAGAGGGUGUCUCUCAGGCUGGAUGUCUCUGAAGGGCCGUAUGGCUUUGUUCUCUUAGAUCUGCUGGCCAGCAAGUCGGAUGACAUCCCACUGACAGAACAGACGGUCGCACAGGUUCUCUAUUCGGCCAAAGAACAGCUCAAGUGGUCCCUUCUCAAGUGAUGAUGGCCCAAGCAGAAGACUCAAAUCUCCCUAAGCUCCCUGCACUCAUCUUGCACCUCCCUCUAUCUUCUGUACACUCACUCACUCUCAUUUACUCAUUCCCUGGCCGGCAGUGUGAGUUCCCAGAUACAAACUCGCAAAAAACAAAACUAUAAUAUCUGGACUCAUUUCCCACGUGCAGGAAAGCUUGCAUCGUGGAGCUGAGUGGCGGGAGGAAACGUGGAGCUGACACACCAAUUAAAGUCAGCACGAUAAUUUAGAGCUCGUGGAUAAAAUUUCAAAGAAAUUAUUUUAUCACAAUUUUUUUUUAAUCUCACUUGUGCUUUUACUGGAGUCAGGUCACCAGGUUAGGCAGUGUCCUUUUACUGCAGCCUGAAGAUUAACAUUUCUCAUUGUGGAGUAACAUCGCAUGUUAUCAAGGCAGGAUACGGCACUGGAAUGACUCGCUGAACUACUGUUAUCACAGAAAUGAGCCACUCACCCACAAAGAGAUGGUGCUUAUUCAUGCCAUCCAAAGUGGUCUGCCACAUGGAAUUCAAUAUAUUUUGUUAGCAUUCAACUUGGUUAGGCCAAAUGAAACAAUGUUUUUUUUCUAAAAAUAGUUUUUUUUCCCCCUCCCAAUUCUGAUUCUGCUGUCGAUGUGAAAAGAAGAAUCCAUUCGGAAUGCUGGAAGAGCAGUGUGGUCAUCUCGUGAUGGAGAACGGUCCACAGAAGGAGAUAUCAUAGGGCUACUUCGAAAAUCUCGUAAAGUGGCCUAUUUUCCACACUAGGGGGCAACACUUGCCCACCACCCUGCUUUACAGCGGAAUGUUCUUUGUGUGGCAAACUGAUAUUUUCAAUUUUCAGAACUGGAAUUUAGCCAGAUUAAGUAAGACACCAAAUGUAACACUUUUCGGUGCAGUAAUUUGUGAUUGGACUGAGAUCACGAACUCUCUACUUGAGAACCUGGUUUAACCAUGGACAGCUGUCCUGAUUCAAACUCCCGAAUCUCAGCUGUGAUGCCUCAACGCUCUAACUUCUGAGCCACCAGGUCACAUUGAAAAAUCAAAUGUAAUCGGAGUUUUUCCUGCGCAACCUUUGAUUAUCAGGUUAAUACUGUUUGCACCUUACACUUGAGAGCCUGGGUUCAUCACAGGUCGCAGAAACCUGUUUUGACCCCAGAAAAUUGAUGGUACUGGCUCAGUGACUUGAUAGCCAUUGAGAUUUUUGAACCAGUGUUUCAGAUGGAAGAAUCAAGGGUAUGGCGCUAUCCAGAUAACAUGACAGUACACGCUGUCUACUCUAAACGGACACCCCCUGCAGCAAUAGCCAUGUGCGUCUCUCUGUACAUGGUUUAUUUUCCAGCACGUGUUAUUAUUUUCACAUUUUUAGAGUGCCCGAGUGUGAAACUACCCUGUGUGGUGGACCUCGAUGGUUUCUUCGCAAAUGUAAAAUAACGCGGUGCGUGCGAUGUCAAAAUGUAGUAUCGAUGGUGGUGAUAUCGAUGACGGUUGCCGGAAUGGCUUUCUCCAGUGUUGUGAAAAUAAAACAAACAUUGAUAUGUUGUUGUUAUUUUGGAGAAUUUA
Molecule: messenger RNA, 2300 nt
Organism: Petromyzon marinus (sea lamprey)
Lineage: Eukaryota; Metazoa; Chordata; Hyperoartia; Petromyzontiformes; Petromyzontidae
Product: coatomer subunit zeta-1-like
Biological process (GO): retrograde vesicle-mediated transport, Golgi to endoplasmic reticulum; intracellular protein transport; intra-Golgi vesicle-mediated transport
Cellular component (GO): COPI vesicle coat
Source: RefSeq, a predicted model, not a curated record